Molecule: messenger RNA, 1164 nt
Organism: Arabidopsis thaliana (thale cress)
Lineage: Eukaryota; Viridiplantae; Streptophyta; Magnoliopsida; Brassicales; Brassicaceae
Gene: AGL99
Product: AGAMOUS-like 99
Exons: 1
Coding region: 67-1035 (322 amino acids)
Biological process (GO): positive regulation of transcription by RNA polymerase II; DNA-templated transcription; regulation of DNA-templated transcription
Cellular component (GO): nucleus
Molecular function (GO): DNA binding; DNA-binding transcription factor activity, RNA polymerase II-specific; cis-regulatory region sequence-specific DNA binding
Source: RefSeq, marked reviewed
CUAACACAAAAAUCUCUCUGUCUUUUUCUCCUUCUCUUUCUUUGUCUGUGAAAUCGUGAACACAGAAUGGGGGGCGUGAAGAGAAAGAUUUCUAUAGAGCUGAUAGAGAAGAAAGAUUCAAGAGCUGUUGCUUUCUCAAAACGCAGUAGGGGUCUAUAUAGCAAAGCCUCUGAUCUUUGUCUUCUCUCCGAUGCACAAAUUGCGAUCAUAGCCACUCCGGUCUCUUCCAAAUCAAACGUUUCUUUCUACACCUUUGGCCAUUCCUCUGUUGAUAACGUUGUAGCCGCUUUCCUCACGAAUCAGCGUCCUCGGGAAGGUCUAGGGUUAGACUAUUGGUGGGAAGAUGAGAGGCUUUCAAAAUCAGAGGACCUGGAGGAACUGAGAGACGCAAUGGACUCGAUGUCGAAGAUGUUGAAAGAUCUGAAGGAUUUGCAGAAUCAACGAGAUUGUGAGGAGGACGUGAAGAAGAAGGGUGUUUUACACGGAACUCAUCAAAAGCAAACCUUUAAUCCUGAAUCAUGUUCUGUGAAUUUCGAUGGGUUUAACAAGAACACUGAAGAAUUUGAUCUUGAUGAAAUAUUUGAUUAUGUGUCAACAGCUGAAGCUCUAUCGAUGAACUUGGACAUGGACGAUGUCUCUGUGGUGACCACGAAUCAAAACCCCGUCUCUGCUUCUGAAACUGUUGAAGAUAGAGAAUUGGUUGUUCACAAAAAUAUGGAUGAGGACAAUAUCCACGUGUCUGAUAUGGACGACAAGGAUACGAUGCUAAUGAUUUCUGACAAGAACAAUGUUUUACCUGAAAACUUGGAUGAAUUCGAUCAAGAGCUAGAUCUUGAUCAGCUACUUGAUUUUGAGACAAACUAUGAAAGCCUUUUGAAGAGUUGUGAGAUGGAGGAUUAUGCCUCGAUGGUGACUACAAAGCAAAAUCUGUGCUCAAAUCCUGAAGCUGUUGAAGAUGGAGGAUUAAUGAUUCAAAAAGAUUUACCGGAGGAUAAUCUCUGCUUUUCUGAUUAUUUCAGUGACUUACAUUGCUGAUAUUUGAAACUCCCUCCAAGAUAACAGAUGUUUCAAGGAUUGCUUCGGUUUAUUUUCGUUAGAGAUACUUUACUCAAGGAAGGUUCCGGUUUGACUUCAAUCAAUUUUCCAUGCUUCAUUGGAUUUCUG